AUCAGGGGGCGUAGGUUUACCACCGGCUCGCCUCGCCUCGCCUCGCCUCGCCUGCCUGCCUUCACCCAGACCAGAGUCAGACACAAUGAACCGUCAGUUAGUGGGCUACGCGCGUGUCGGCUCAGCGAAACUAGCAUCAUUUUAGCCCCUUUUUGUGCUUUUCUUUGAUGUACUUGACUAUUACGGGGCAGCGGGAGCUCUUUAUGGGGUUUGCAAGUGCCGCGUCGUCGAGUUUGAUGAAAACGAGGUCGGGAGCAGACUACAGUAGUUAGCCCCUCCUGAGCUCGCCCGCCGGCCGGACCCCCCGGUUCGUCCUCCUCCUCGCUUCUAUUUUUUGCUACUUUUGCCCCUUCGUGACGAAGAAUGUCCCUGACCACGUCCUCCGACUACUUCGCCGCCGAGUGUUUGGUUUCCAUAUCGAGCGGUCCGGUUCUCCACAGACCCACCCCGGUGGUGGCCGCGGGCCAGCCGAGCGUCGCCGCCGCGGGCCUGCUCCCCGGCGGUGAGCACGACGGCGGCGGCUCCAGCGAGGACCGCGAAGUGCGGGAGACCCUGUGGCUGGAGGGGGCCAACAUGAUGACGGUGGCCGGAAUCCUCACCGACCUCCACGGCAAGUUCCGGCCCAUGUCGGCCUAUUCGGAGAGCAGCAACUCGUCGUGCGGCGGGGAAAGCGGCUACACCACGUUGUCCGACCCCACCACCCCGACCAUGACCCCCUCCGCCACGCCUGUGCCCGGACAGCAAGCGGCGAGGGGCGGCAACGGCGGCCCCCGCUCCCCGGUUAAAAGACACCACUGCACUUUCGUCGGAUGCGACAGAGUUUACGGGAAAUCAUCCCACUUGAAGGCACACAUCCGGACCCACACAGGCGAGCGUCCGUUUCCUUGCACCUGGCCCGAGUGCGACAAGAAGUUCGCCCGCUCGGACGAGCUGGCCCGCCACACUCGCACGCACACGGGAGAGAAACGGUUCCUGUGCCCGUUGUGCGACAAGCGCUUCAUGCGCAGCGACCAUUUGAUCAAGCACGCCCGCCGUCACCCCGACUUCCAUCCCGCCAUGUUGGCGCGCAACAAGGGCGUCUCCUCUCCGGGCCUGACUAUCCCGCAUUAAAUGCCCCCGGUGACUCAGGUUAACCAGCUACAAUUUGGUGCGUUGAGGGACACACACAAAGAAACAAACAAACAAAAAAGAUCAACGCCAUCGGCUGCGCGGGCCAUGCAGCGUUCGCCUAGCAUCCCGUUCUGAGGAGUCACAUGACCUCCUUCAAAAGGGUCGACCUGCUCCAAAACUUUAAACUACAGAUUCCGUGCGCUUUUCCAUUCCACUUAACUCGUUGACGGCGGUAGACGUCCAAUCCGUUUGACGCCGGGAGGGUUGGCAGCGAAAGAACUAUUGGCGGGAGGGUGCAUCUUGAACAAAUUUUAUUUUUCAACUCAUUGGCUGCCAUUGAGAGCACAAGACUAAAUGGGUAGGAAGAUGCAACACUGAAAGAGUUUUUAUUUCGUUCUUAAGAACCACACAAUUGGACGUCUAUCACCGUCACCGGUGCCCAAGGAGUUGAUCCAUUCCCGGGAUUAGUCGGGCGCAUCGUACUAGCUGGUAUUCUAAAGGACGUCAAGCUGCGCGGAACAUUUCAAUUUUCUACGUCUAAUUAGCUCUGCUAGCAUUAUUUCUUGAGUCCAUAUUUUCCGUUUUAAAAAAAUUAAAAAAAAAACAACAUACUUAAGACAGAAAUGAUUUCAAAAUAAAGGAGUUUUGCUAGCAACUUUAUUUGGAAUGGAAAAGGCAGAUUUCCAAUGGACCCUCAAGACUUUCUCAAUCUGCAGGGAUUUUUAUUUUCUCCAUUCUGCAAACGAUUCAGCAGCCAAAUCUCAGACAUUCUGGUUCCUUUGUAUGUUGUUGACGUACUCUACAGUAGGAUUUCUUUACUGUGAGUAGCACAAAUAUAUUGUGACUAGGGCAGGGUAACGAUUACACAUCGGAAUCACGCAAUAUGAAUUGCGGUUAAUCGCGUAGUCAUCCGACAACAGCACGCGUUUACUAUCAAAGCCGAUGUAUUUCGACCGGACAGAGCAAUUCAAGGCGAUGCGUUAUCGUUGCUCGGCCCUAAUUUUGACAUUAGAAACUAGAAGAUUCUUUCGAUUCCAAUGUUUUUAGUGCUGAGACAUUCCUUUUUUUUGUUUUGUUUGAUUGGCAUUGAAAGCAUCAACGUUAUGUCUUUUCACAUCUAACCAUACAUGACUUUGGCCACGAUGUGGCCUUAGCUCGACUGUAGAAGAGCCGUUUGCACGCCAACCCUUCCGAAAACACUGACACAUAAUACGCCGUGGUAUUAUGUCUAAUAACCAUGCAAAUGUAUAUAAGCUUUAAGCUUCUAAUGUAGAAAAGCCACGUAUAAUGCAACUAGCUGCAGAAGUAAUACAUGUGAUGUAGUCCUUAUAUUAGGGGGAAGAGUAUAGGCUUGAUAGCGUGUGUGCUUUUAUGUUUCUAUUUUUUUAUUUUUUUUUGUCCUUGAUGCGCUCGCUCGCUUCAAAGUAAAAGGCAUCAAGCAGAGUACCUUUCAGGUGAAAGCGUUUUCCUCACACGGCAGCCUUAGGACGCCGUGCGUGUCAGAGCCACGCAAAGAAAGACAAAAAUGAGGCAGACGAGAAUAAAGUGCUAACGUUACCAAAUUGAAAAGAAAAAAAAAGUGAGAUUAAAGUGGUGAUCUGACGUCACGUUACAGUAAGUACUUUGCGUCAUACGUACAGUCAUGGACGAAAUUAUUGGCACCCCUGGAUUUUUUCCAGAAAAUUGUUUCUCCCAGACAGUAACACAAUGAAUAUUUUCAGUAUGAAUGUGUUUAUUUUUAGGAUUUGCAUUGGAAAAACACCCAAAAAAAGCUGAAG
Corythoichthys intestinalis (scribbled pipefish) is the source of this 2888-nucleotide messenger RNA. RefSeq lists its product as uncharacterized. Lineage: Eukaryota; Metazoa; Chordata; Actinopteri; Syngnathiformes; Syngnathidae. Bases 364 to 1110 code for a protein of 248 amino acids. Gene Ontology annotation, molecular function: DNA-binding transcription factor activity, RNA polymerase II-specific; RNA polymerase II cis-regulatory region sequence-specific DNA binding. Gene Ontology annotation, biological process: regulation of transcription by RNA polymerase II. The record is from RefSeq and is a predicted model, not a curated record. The transcript has 2 exons.